Messenger RNA from Penicillium maclennaniae, 366 nucleotides. RefSeq lists its product as uncharacterized. The record is from RefSeq and is a predicted model, not a curated record. The transcript has a single exon. Lineage: Eukaryota; Fungi; Ascomycota; Eurotiomycetes; Eurotiales; Aspergillaceae. Bases 1 to 366 code for a protein of 121 amino acids.
AUGCACCCCCGUCUGUUGCAUACCCUAGUGCUACUUGACCCGGUCAUCCAGCGUCAAACCACUCAGCUGGACGGAUACAGCCUGCGCGAGAACAAACGUAUCAUUGCAAAGACAACGCAGCUCUCCACACACCGCCGUGACAUCUGGCCCUCCCGCAAGGAUGCCGCGGAUGGAUUCAAACGUAGUCCAUUCUAUCAGGCCUGGGACCCCCGCGUCCUAGAGUCGCUGGGUAGAAUAUGGCCUGCGCGAUCUUCCAACGCCCACUCACCCGCUCGACGGAAAGCCCGUAGAUGCGAAGAAUCCGCCCGUCACCUUGCGGACCACACUGCAUCAGGAGGUCUUCACCUUCUCACGACCAAACUAUAA